UGUCUGUUCCUGGAAUGGGCCAGGAGGGAGGAGGAGCGAGCGGAAGGGGACGGUGUGUUGGCUGGCCAGCCCCAGAGUCAACAGAAGACAGCCCCUCCGGUGGCCAGUGUGGGUGUCCUGGGACUGGCUGCAGGCAUGGCCGAGUCUACAGAGGCCCGGAAGCUGGUGUACCUGGUCACAGGUGGCUGCGGCUUCCUGGGGGAGCAUGUGGUGCGGAUGCUUCUGCAGCGGGAACCCCGGCUCUUGGAGCUGCGGGUCUUUGACCUGCACCUGGGUCCCUGGCUGGAGGAGCUGAAGACAGGGCCCGUGCAGGUGACUGCCAUCCAGGGGGAUGUGACCCAGGCCCACGAGGUGGCAGCGGCUGUGGCUGGAGCCCAUGUGGUCAUCCACACAGCUGGGCUGGUGGAUGUGUUCGGGAGGGCCAGCCCCGAGACCAUCUAUGAGGUCAACGUACAGGGCACAAAGAACGUGAUUGAGGCUUGUGUGCAGACUGGAACACGGUUCCUGGUCUACACAAGCAGCAUGGAAGUUGUGGGGCCCAACAUCAAAGGCCACCCCUUCUACAGGGGCAACGAGGACACCCCCUAUGAAGCAGUGCACAGUCACCCCUAUCCUUGCAGCAAGGCCCAAGCUGAGCGGCUGGUCCUGGAAGCCAACGGAAGGGAGGUCCAUGGGGGGCUGCCCCUGGUGACAUGUGCCCUGCGUCCCACUGGCAUCUACGGUGAAGGCCACCAGAUCAUGCGGGACUUCUACCACCAAGGCCUUCGCCUGGGGGGUCGGCUCUUCCGGGCCAUCCCAGCCUCCGUGGAGCAUGGUCGGGUCUACGUGGGCAAUGUGGCCUGGAUGCACGUGCUGGUGGCCCGGGAGCUGGAGCGGCGAGCAGCACUCAUGGGUGGCCAGGUGUACUUCUGCUAUGACGAGUCGCCCUAUAAGAGCUACGAGGACUUCAACAUGGAGUUCCUGGGCCCCUGCGGGCUGCGACUGGUGGAGUCCCGCCUGCUGGUGCCCUACUGGCUGCUGGUGCUUCUGGCUGCUCUCAACGCCCUGCUGCAGUGGCUGCUGCGGCCCCUGUUUCUCUACGCCCCCCUGCUCAACCCCUACACACUGGCUGUGGCCAACACGACCUUCACUGUGAGCACCGACAAGGCGCAGCGCCACUUUGGCUAUGUACCCCUGUUCUCGUGGGAGGACAGCCGGACCCGCACCAUCCGCUGGGUGCAGACCAUGGAGGGCUCAGCCCAGUGACGGUGGAGCUGGGGCCUGGAGCUCGGUGUGUGGC
Lontra canadensis (Northern American river otter) is the source of this 1279-nucleotide messenger RNA. It is a transcript of the gene HSD3B7, whose product is annotated as hydroxy-delta-5-steroid dehydrogenase, 3 beta- and steroid delta-isomerase 7. Bases 136 to 1245 code for a protein of 369 amino acids. The transcript has 7 exons. The record is from RefSeq and is a predicted model, not a curated record. Lineage: Eukaryota; Metazoa; Chordata; Mammalia; Carnivora; Mustelidae. Gene Ontology annotation, molecular function: 3-beta-hydroxy-Delta5-steroid dehydrogenase (NAD+) activity. Gene Ontology annotation, biological process: steroid biosynthetic process.